This is a messenger RNA of Mya arenaria, 1714 nucleotides long. RefSeq lists its product as uncharacterized. NCBI's taxonomy places the organism in Eukaryota, Metazoa, Mollusca, Bivalvia, Myida, Myidae. The record is from RefSeq and is a predicted model, not a curated record. The coding region runs from base 267 to 1583 and encodes 438 amino acids. The transcript has 5 exons.
UAUGCAAACUGAUCACAUAUAUCUUGCCGGAGAUGACUCAGUAGAUAGGAUUGGAUUUAUUAGGAAGUGUUUGUAUUCUGUUUAAUGCCGGGCAGGGCACGCUCCAAUUGAAUGAUGUACAUAUCACCUAUGAAAUUGGUAUAAAAUCACAUCCGCCAUCUUUGAUGACGUCACACUACCGUGUUUAAUGUCAGCCGGUGAACGAGACAAGUGUUUGUUAUGCACAACGUGAUUCGAUAAAAUUAGCUGAAUUCGGCUGAUACAAGAUGGCGUCAAAAAGGGCGUUCGACAGCACCGAAUACCAAAACUGGCUGAGGCAGUGGAGGGCCGUCUUCGCCACGAGGAGAGCUCUACUGCCAUCUGUUAAGUCAAAGGCUAGCCAUCUGCACAAUGGUAUUCUACAGAAAGCAUCGAAUGAGCAGACUUGUUCAUCAGACCAUGGUGAUAUAUAUGACCGGCAACCAAUACCUUGUCGAUUCCAUGAAAAACUUCGAAAUGAAAUCAAGGUCCUACACACAAGAAAGAAACCUUCCUGGAGAAACGCUUCGACUGACACUUGGCAGGACUCAUUUGAUGUCGCCAAGUUAUUCAUGCAACCAGCAGGGUAUGAUGAUAAAUCUUCGUUUGAUGAGAUUGACUUCAACGGACUGGCAGCCUUCAUAUAUAACUGUGGGCAAUACACUUCAACUGUAAAAACACUAUCUGACGAGGCUCGGAAGUACGUCAACAAGAUCCGGCACAUGCCAGACCUAUGCUCAAGUGCUCUGACAGACCAGGCCACCACUGAGUGUAUAGACAGCAUGCUUGCGUUGCUUAACGACCCAGAUUUCCAGGGAGAUCCAGAUAUACUAGAAGCAAGGAAACAGCUGGAUAAGUUAAAGACACAAAUUGAAGAGCCCAGCUCGGCCUUGUUGAAAUAUAUUAUCGAAGCUACUGUGCUUAGAGGCGUCCAAGAUAUUACGGAAUUUGCUUCUGCUAAAGAAGGCGAAUGGAGUGAAAAAGCUAGUGCGAUAAAGGGUGACUUUGAGAGGCUCGGUGAUGUUUUAACGUCAAGUUUACAGGAACACGGAAAGAGCGCCAGUGACGAUAUUAAGAACUCGUUUGAAAAUGCUCGUGCAAAGUUGGAUUCAUGUAUAGAAAAUGCUAAGAAAAUUCUCAUUCAGGCAACCAAAGAGGAAAUAAUCAAACUAGAAGACGCUGCUAAGUCCGGGAAACUUGAACUCGAAAGAGUAGCAUUACAAACCACUUUAGAUGGAAAACGGGAACUAGAUAUAACGACUGGUAAAGGAAAACAAACACUUAAAGAUUCAGCGGUGGCGGGACGGGAUGAACUAUUUGAAAUGACAAAGGACGGAAAAUGGGAACUCAUUAAAACCGUUAAAAGCGGAACAAGACAACUGGAGGAAGCAACUGCGGAACUACAUGAAAUGACUAUGGUCGGAAAACUUGAACUCAUGAGAACCUCUGAGAAAAUAACAAGACAACUUGAAGAUAUAAGUGCGGAUGGAGGAAAAGAACUACUUGUAACGACAAUGGACGGAAAACUUGAACUCAUGAAAACCUCUGAGAACAUAACAAGAUAACUUGAAGAUGGAAAAAUCGAACUAUUAGAAACGACAAUAAGCGGGAAAGGGGAGCUGAAAGACGCGAUUGAAAGCGGAAAAAACGAGCUGAAAGGAUUGAUCAAAAGUAAAAAACUGACGAGCAUGAAUGA